This is a messenger RNA of Rhodofomes roseus, 2629 nucleotides long. RefSeq names its product chaps-domain-containing protein. The record is from RefSeq and is a predicted model, not a curated record. Lineage: Eukaryota; Fungi; Basidiomycota; Agaricomycetes; Polyporales; Fomitopsidaceae. Gene Ontology annotation, biological process: Golgi to plasma membrane transport. Bases 77 to 2386 code for a protein of 769 amino acids. The transcript is spliced from 12 exons. Gene Ontology annotation, cellular component: exomer complex. Gene Ontology annotation, molecular function: protein binding.
GGACGCGCCACCACGCUGGCUGGACGCAGCACGACCACGACCACGCUGAGCUCAUACCUCCUAACACUACGCCGCAAUGGCGGAUGCGGCCUUCAAAGACGUUCCGGAGAUAUUUGAGGUCGAUGUUGGCGAAGCACUAUCCGCGCGUACUGAAGCUUUAUCUACGUGGAGAGAGCUUGGACCCCCAGACUUGUGCCAUGUCAUGAAGAGCACUGGGCGGAAUGGGCAGCGCGACCUCGGAUCUUAUCAUUAUGUGUCCGGUGUCGAUGCAUCGUCCUCAGCCUCUCUUGCUGCCUACAUCAACUCCCUAACAUACGCUAUUGAAGACGACUCGGGUUGGUUCUCGAAGGGCUCGGCUUGGAAGGUCCGGAAUGGGUGCUAUUGUUGCUUCAAUGCGUUCUCGCGCGUCGACGUACGCGUCGACGUCAAGAUACCCGGUGGCGUAAACGCGUAUAUUGUCGAUCUGCGUGGCGAGAGACACGAUCUCAACCAAGACACGCAAGACAUGUGGCAAGAGGUUUACCUAUCCGCUAUCCUACGAGCGAUCCUAUACUCUGAUGACUCCGCGUAUUGGCUGGAUGCUUACCGCAAGCUCGACCCGAUUACCACACCUGAGGGUGAGCUGCGCUUCCUCCAGGCCGCCGAGACCCUCUUCAGCAAAGGCUGGCAGGUUGGCUCGGAGCCCGAGAUCCAGGUCGCGACCAUUGUCUCGAACCACCUUACAUCUGCUAUCAUGAAGUACUUCGGUGACAGCGGGCGGUAUCAGCACUCCGCGAACCUGUUCGAGAAGCUGAGCGCGAAGGAGCCCGAACUCUCGUCUUUACUUGCGCGGAGCUACAUCGGCAUGAACGAGGAAGUCAAAGCAGUACAGAUCAUGGCAGCCGCGAUCAAACAAACACCGCAGUCCUACACUCUCCUGCACGCGCAAUGUGAAUUCCUCCGCUCAAAAGGUAACUACGAAUGGGCGCUCAAGCUGGCGAAGCAAGCCGUCAACUGCGCACCCAGCGAGUUCGUGACAUGGGAGAAGCUGACCGAGUUGUACAUUGACCUCGGACAAUUUGACUCCGCGCUUCUGACGCUGAACUCAUGUCCUAUGUUCACCUACAACGGCCGAGACGCACAUCGUAAUCUGACCGCCGCCCGCGUUCACCUUCCGCCGAAAGGCCAGAUCGUCGAGAUCCUCCCUGAGCGGAUCAAAACAGAAGACGACGAGGCCGACCCCGCUCUCCUCCGCCUGCCCGCACCGGGCCUGCGCGGCACCUGGUCACGCGCGUACGCGCUCCUUACUCGCCUCGUCUCACAAAUCGGGUGGGACGAACUGCUCAAGACGCGGAGCUCCGUCUUCGUCAUGGAGGAAGAGUACCGGAUGCAGAAGGCGCAAGCCGACGUACGCACGUACACGCCUGCUGCCACCCCCACGACCGCGAACGGCCUCCCGAAGCGCGAGGCGUCCCUCCCCGACAGCGCGACGCUCGUGUCGAAGGCGCAGGCCGACGACGACGCGUCGACGCGCGGGAUGGUGUCCCCGGGGCACUCACAGAACGCGUCUGCGGUAGGCGAGUCUGAAGGGCUUGCAGCGGAAGCGAGCCCGAAUGGGAUCCCACUUAUCCGGAUCUCGACGGAGAGCGACCGCGAGCGGGCCCAGGCCCAGGCGGAAGCCGAGGCUGAGGUUGAGGCCGAAGUAGAGCAGGCGGAGGGGGCAGACUCUGAAAAGGCGGUGAACGGGAAUGGGGAGGCAAUAGAGAAUGGGAUGGGCCAGGCUGCUGCUGACGUGUUGGAGAGGCCUGUGCAGGCUGCUGCUGGCUCGGGGGACGGUGCACAGGACGGAGACUCAUCCGGGGGCCCAGGCCAGGAGCCGUUCUCCUUCAGCAACAAGCGUCUCUGCGAGCGCUGGCUGGAUAACCUCUUCAUGGUUCUUUACGAGGACCUGCGUAUCUGGACGAUCUUCCGUGCGGAGGUCGCGCACUUCAAAACGCAGCAUGUUGCGUACCGGAAGACGGCCCUUGAGUGGGAGAUCCUCGGCGAUCUAGGCGCCCGUCUGUUCCACAAGGAGGAAGCUAAGGAGGCGUACACGCGUUGUCUUGACUCUCCUCGGUACUCGUACAAGCCGUGGUCGAAGCUGCUCGACAUGUAUGCCGAGGAGGGCGACAUCCAGCGGACACUGCAGGUCGCCAUCCGCGUUGCCGCGUAUCAGUGGGGCGAAUAUACCGAAAUGACGUAUCCAACCCAAAUAGCGCGCUGCGUCUUCAGGCUCGGGCAAAUACACGGGCACGCCAAAAUCUCGUACACCUUGUUGAGUAUGGGCCUACCCGAGGGGAUCGCGAAGAUCAUGGAGGGGUACCUGAACUACGGCAAAGUCUUCAAGGUGGAGGGGUAUGACUUCUAAUCGCUCCAGUAUGGCAGGUUGUACAUAGCCGGUGCUCGUUAUUUAAGUUCCCUUUUUGUUGAGUCUCUCCAUGGGCCCCGCAGUGACAUGCAAUCACUGUGAGGAACUAAUACCCUGAUGCUAUGCAGAUUUAUUCAUCCGCGGUUGGACAUUGCAGGACGCGGGUCGCGCGUUUUCUUAUAGCCAGUGCAUUCCAUGCAAAGCGUUUUGGUAAUGUAAACAGUCAGACUAUGCGAUGCAAAC